Cinclus cinclus is the source of this 1717-nucleotide messenger RNA. RefSeq names its product paired box 5 (gene PAX5). Gene Ontology annotation, molecular function: RNA polymerase II cis-regulatory region sequence-specific DNA binding; DNA-binding transcription factor activity, RNA polymerase II-specific. Lineage: Eukaryota; Metazoa; Chordata; Aves; Passeriformes; Cinclidae. The transcript has 11 exons. Bases 485 to 1717 code for a protein of 410 amino acids. The record is from RefSeq and is a predicted model, not a curated record. Gene Ontology annotation, biological process: anatomical structure development; regulation of transcription by RNA polymerase II.
CUGGGUUUUGGCUGCGUCUGGGGACAUCUUGUGAUGUUUUAGAGAACAGGACAUGAUCUCACAUGGCGAGGAGCUCUUUAGUUUCUUAAUCAUUUCACGGUUCCUUCAGAGGCUUUUUUCCACCUAAAACGUUUAGUUUCAGCUCAGUGAUCAGCUGCAAAAGCUCGGCGGGGAGCGGAAGAGUUGAAUUAUUCCAACCUGAGAGAGCCCCUCACAAAAAAAAAAAAAAAAAAAAAAAAAGGAGAGAAAAUAAAGAAGGAAAACAAAAGAAAAUAAAGAAGGGGAAAAAAGAAAAUAAAGAAGACAAAACAGAAGAAAAUACAAAAAAAGCAGAGAGGAAAAGAAAAACGGAAAAUACAAGAAAAGAGAAAAAAACACAAAAAAAUAAGAACAAAACGGAAAAAAAAGAGGGAAAAGGAAGAGGUUGCAAUACGACGUGGAAACUUUUUCUUGUCUCCGUUUCCCCAAGUCCUGAAGAGCCAGAAUGGAGCUGGAGAAAACCUACGCGACACCCCGAGCCGGCCGCACAGGACAUGGAGGCGUAAAUCAGCUGGGGGGUGUUUUUGUGAACGGCCGCCCUCUCCCUGAUGUCGUUCGCCAAAGGAUCGUGGAGCUCGCCCACCAAGGGGUCCGGCCGUGUGACAUCUCCCGGCAGCUCCGCGUCAGCCACGGCUGUGUCAGCAAAAUCCUCGGCAGGUAUUAUGAAACCGGGAGUAUUAAGCCUGGAGUGAUUGGAGGAUCAAAACCAAAGGUCGCCACACCCAAAGUCGUUGAAAAAAUUGCUGAGUACAAACGCCAAAAUCCCACCAUGUUUGCCUGGGAGAUCAGGGACAGACUCCUUGCUGAGCGAGUGUGUGACAACGACACCGUGCCCAGUGUCAGUUCCAUCAACAGGAUCAUACGGACCAAGGUGCAGCAGCCACCCAAUCAGCAGGUCCCAGCUUCCAGUCACAGCAUAGCCUCCACGGGAUCAGUCACCCAGGUGUCCUCUGUAACCACUGACUCUGCUGGCUCAUCCUACUCCAUCAGUGGGAUCCUGGGAAUUGCCUCCCCUGGCACUGAGAGCAACAAGCGCAAGCGGGAUGAAGGUAUUCAGGAAUCUCCAGUACCAAAUGGCCAUUCUCUCCCAAGCAGAGAUUUUCUUCGGAAACAGAUGCGAGGAGACCUUUUCACCCAGCAGCAGCUAGAAGUGUUGGAUCGUGUCUUUGAGAGACAACAUUAUUCUGACAUUUUCACAACAACAGAGCCCAUCAAACCAGAGCAGUGGUGCUCCAUGCUGAUGAGACAGUGCGUGGUACAACCGCAGGCAGUCAUUUUUCAGGCAAGUGAAUACUCAGCCAUGGCCUCACUAGCUGGUGGAUUGGAUGACAUGAAGGCAAAUAUAACCAGCCCUACUUCUGCAGAUUUGGGAGCGAGUGUUCCUGGACCUCAGUCCUAUCCUAUUGUCACAGGUCGCGAGCUGGCAAGUACAACCCUCCCAGGAUACCCUCCACAUGUCCCUCCUGCCGGACAGGGCAGCUAUUCCGCUCCAGCGCUGACAGGAAUGGUGCCUGGGAGCGAGUUUUCUGGGAGCCCAUACAGCCACCCACAAUAUUCAACAUACAACGACUCCUGGAGGUUUCCCAACCCUGGACUCCUGGGCUCCCCCUACUACUACAGUGCCACAGCCCGUGGAGCAGCUGCGCCAGCUGCCGCCGCUGCCUACGACCGCCACUGA